GCUUUGAGCUUUGGUGUACAGCAGAACUGGGGGAGGGGAGGAACUAGUCCCUUCUGUUGAUUACCUGUAGCUGUGGGGUAAAUCUCAUAAAGUUACGUCAUAUCUUGCGGAAUUCACAGCAGAGACCACUGAGACGGCCAACAUGAAGUUCUGGGAGAGGCAAACCUUCGUCUUCCUAAUGUCUGUUUUAUGUCUCUGUGUAGCUGCAGACCUACAUGCACCUGAAGUCCACACAAAACUCGGGAGCCUGAGAGGUGAGUAUGUGAGUGUAAAGGACACAGAGACCGGAGUCCAUGCCUAUCUGGGUAUCCCAUUUGCCAAGCCACCCGUAGGCCCCGCUCUAAGACUUUCUGCACCUCAGCCUGUGGAGGGAUGGGAAGGAAUGAGAGAUGCCACCAAGCAGCCGCCCAUGUGUGUUCAGCCUAAAGAGCUUCUUGUAGAUCUGCUUGAGAAACUCAGUGGCAUGUUGGCAGAUGUUCCAGACAUUUCAGAAGAUUGCCUUUACCUCAAUAUCUACACUCCUGCAAACAGAGCUCACGAUGCCAAGCUCCCAGUCAUGGUCUGGAUCCAUGGUGGAGGGUUUACCUUGGGGUCAGCCUCAACAUAUGAUGGCUCUGCCCUGGCUGCUUACCAGAAUGUGGUUGUGGUUUUGAUCCAGUACCGCCUGGGACCUCUGGGCUUUCUCAGCACUGGCGAUGAGCACAUGUCCGGGAACUUUGGACUGCUGGAUCAGGUACAAGCUCUGAGGUGGAUCCAGCAGCACAUUCACAACUUCGGUGGAAACCCAGAUUUAGUCACGAUAUUUGGGGAGUCCGCUGGUGGAGUGAGCGUAUCCCUCCUGCUUCUCUCACCACUGUCUGAUGGCCUGUUUCACCAUGCCAUUGCUGAGAGUGGCACUGCUGCAAUGGAUGUUCUUGUAGUAAAUGAUCCUCUACCAGUGACACAGAUAGUAGCAAACAUAUCUGGCUGUAGCCUGGAAAGCACAGAGAAGAUUGCCCACUGCAUGAAAAACAUUGAUAUUGAAACAAUUGUGGCAGUUGGGAAGGAUGAAAAAUUGAGGUAUCCUGUAAAUGUUGACGGACACUUCCUGCUGAAACCUGUGGAUGAGCUGUUCCGUGACCGUGCACUUCUCACUGUACCAUUCAUGACCGGUGUUAAUGAUGAUGAAGGGGGCUGGUUACUCACUAAUUACUUCUCUCCUCCAAACUGGACAGAGGGAGUGGAUCGGGAGCAUGUUGUGAACAUGCUGUACAUGUUCUACUCUGAUCCCAAGGAUGGAAUCAUCAGAGACCUGAUAACAGGUGAAUAUAUUGGAACUGGCGAAGAUCGUGUGAAAAACAGAGAUGGGUUCACUGAGAUAAUUGGAGAUUUGUUUUUUACCAUCCCAGCCAUCAAGACCGCUAAUGCCCACAGAGAUGCAGGCGCCCCUGUGUACCUGUAUGAGUACCAGCAUCCUCCCUUGUUCCUGCAGGCGAAAAGGCCAAGCUUUGUUGGGAGCGACCAUGGAGAUGAAAUCUUUACAGUAUUGGGAUUAUGUUUCACAACUACCCAUGUCAAAUUAGCUGACGCGUGCCCUGAAGAGGAGCAACAGUUCAGCAAAACCGUAAUGAGCUACUGGGGCAACUUUGCUCGCACAGGGUCUCCUAAUGGAGACGGCCUUGUCCACUGGCCAAAGUAUGGAGUAGAAGAGGAAUACCUGGCAAUUGGUUUGAAGGAGCAGGUGGCUGGUCAGCACCUGAAGAAGGAGCGGUUUGUCUUCAUGACUCAGACCAUCCCGGAAAAGGUCCGACAGCAUGAAGAGAAGAAGGAGCGCAGCGAGCUGUAGAAAAGUCAGCUCUCCCUCCCCCAUUCCAUCAGUUUUAUCAAUAAUGAUGAUAUUUUAACCAACUGAAAUACAUUUGUAGCACUACUGUGGGCCUUAUGAACCUUAAUGAAAUGUGGAAAGGAAAUGUGAGUUUUCAAAAUGUAACCUCAGCAGAUUUUUAAAUUCCUCAGUUGAAGAGUGUGUGUAGUAAAAUUGGGUGAAUACUUUUUAUAGUCACUGUGUACUGUAUAUUAAACAUCAGUUUGAAUCUAGGGUAGGGAUAGCCCCUAAGAUUUCCUCUGUAAAAUCCAAAAAUUGAAAAGGAAGCAUCUAGAAGGGAACUAAAAGUUAUGGGAUACUCCUACUGUGUUUGCCCACGCACUUAUUACCUCCUUCAUGAUCUAGAUUUUAAUAAAAAAUAAAAAUCUUUCGAAACUG
This is a messenger RNA of Lates calcarifer (barramundi perch), 2242 nucleotides long. It is a transcript of the gene ces2b, whose product is annotated as carboxylesterase 2b. The record is from RefSeq and is a predicted model, not a curated record. The transcript has 14 exons. Gene Ontology annotation, molecular function: hydrolase activity. Lineage: Eukaryota; Metazoa; Chordata; Actinopteri; Centropomidae. The coding region runs from base 143 to 1825 and encodes 560 amino acids.